Molecule: messenger RNA, 3101 nt
Organism: Colletes gigas
Lineage: Eukaryota; Metazoa; Arthropoda; Insecta; Hymenoptera; Colletidae
Exons: 5
Coding region: 605-1597 (330 amino acids)
Source: RefSeq, a predicted model, not a curated record
UAUCUGUUCUCCAGUCGUUGUACCUUGAAUACGAUUUUCCCAACGGAGCGGUCGAUCAUUGAAUUGGUCGACUAUCACGAGUAUCGGAUCGGUCCCAUCAGUACGCACGCGUGAGUCGUGGCAGCGAGCCGAUGGUGGCAGUUUCGCGGUGCGUUUUAUCAGUCGACGCGAGUCGAAGCGAGCCGCGGCGCGGCGUGUCCCAGAUUUUCAGGCGGUCGCGUACGACCAAGCGACAGUGCAUAGUACCGGCAGCUGUUCCGUCGAUCGUUCACCGGAUCCUAGAUCGGUCCAUCCUCAGAACGGUUUCGCGGUUGAACGGGUGCGGAUCGAUCGACCGGUAGCCACAUCCGCGACCAUGUUUCCGGAUACCUGGAACACGUAGCCCGCGUGCCGCAGCUGCAUUCGGAUCGAGAUCACCUGAGACGAUUGCACCUGUAUACCGGCUACUUUCCGAUCCCGGCCAAGUGUUUCGUGACCGUGCUCCUUCAGUGAUGUCGAUUGUCGUCGAACGUGCGAGGACUGUGAAGGUACGCGGAAAAAGGGAAAAGAACAAACUGACAUAGAGGAGAAGAUUCCGAAGACUAAGAGGAUCCUAAGAAUUAUUAUGGAGGACGAAGACUUUGGCUUCAGGAAGAGGGGUGACGGCGUCAUCAAGAACGCCAAAGACGCAGGGAGGAGCGACGAGAACAGUGGCCCACCAUCGGAAAAGGCGGGAGAGAUCGUUGGUGGGUCUGGAUCGGUGAUGACAGCGCCGUUAUCCGGGGCGACCGAGGCCGGAAACGCCGUUCCUGAACGACCAGCGACCGCCUCUUCGUCCUCUCCGGCUUCCUCAGUCGUUCCCAACCCGCCGAACAUACCGAACGUGGUCGAGUAUCACCUGAAAGUGAAGCCUGGGCAAGCGCAGAGAGCCUGCCGGUUAGAUAACAGUCCAACGAGCCACGAGAACGAGGAGAUGAAAAAAGAUAAGAAUCCUGUGUCUUCCAUCGAGAAAAAGAAGGAUCUGGUGUCGAAGUUGUGCCGCCUGUCCAUCGACAACAAUGUCUUCGACGGUUCCACGGAACUGCCUCAGGUGUUUCAGGUGAAAUAUCUGGGCUCUCAUGAUGCCAGGGGCCUCUGGGGCAUCAAACAUACGCGGAGGCCGGUCGAUAACAUGGUGGCCGCCGCCAAGGCAUUACCGACCAACACGAUGCUUCCUUUGAUCAAGCUGAUCGUUUCCCAGGAAGGUGUUGCCCUGCUGCCCCUCGAGAAGAGGAAGCAGGACCCGCACUUCGCCAAGAUGUAUGCCAUCGAGACCAUCUCCUACGGCGUUCAAGACCUAGUCUACACCAGGGUAUUCUCCAUGAUAGUGGUUCGCGAGACGGAAAACUUCCGAAGAGUUUCGCCGUUCGAGUGCCACGGUUUCGUGUGCGAGUCGAAACACCACGCGAGACAGCUGACCUACGCCCUGGCCACUGCCUUUGAGAUAUACUCGAGGACCGUGAAAGCUCAGGAUAAGAUGGCGGAAAUGUCCGGCAACAACGCCAAAAAGAGGUUCGCCAUAGAUCUCAGGAGUCCCGAGGAAAUUGAAGCCGACCUGGCCGCGGACUCCGAAGCCUAGCUUGUUCGUGUCUUUUAUAAAUUGUUGCAUCAGUGAGACUCAUAUUCGUGGUCAACAUAGAAAACAUAUUUUCGAAAACUUUUAAUGUACAAAGCAUCCCGCUUGAAUCGAGACACCUAAAUAUUUCAGAGAUUAUUUCGAUGGCUUCGAAUUUGCAUCUUCCAAAACUGAAAAUGAAACGAUGUUAGACGCGGAAGAAAUAAUUAGGUGUUUUCCGUGCAAUACUCUGUAUUUAUCGACUCGAUCACGAGAUAAGCUUGUACAGAAGAAAAGUAUUAAUAUUAUUCUUUUGUCUGAGCGAAAUAAGAGGCUGGUCAAGGAUACGUUGAGGAGAGGCAAUUGUACUCUCGACAACUCGUUGUAAAUAGAAGCUUUGACUGUACAAAGUAAUAUAAAUAGUAUGUUUAACGGAACAAACGUGGAGUCGUUUUAAUUAUAAAUAAUAUUUUUGUUAUGAUCGUUGGUUGAUAUUUGCUUGAGUAUAAUUUCAGGCCAGUAACUGUUAGAAGAUAGUCGACACGCGAACCGACGCUAAUUCCGCUUUCUUCGGCGACGUGCAUACUUAAGUCGAAGUUCAAACCGUUUGAAAAGGCUUGUCGCGAGAACCGUUCGCGGGCACGAAAGUUGGUGCAAUUGUUGGUGGUUAAUUAUUUUAUCGGCAUCUACGAGCGGAGGAUUAGGCCACGCCUAUCCACGACAUAAUGGCUAGUUAUCCAAAGAUACCGAAUAGGAAAAAAUAACUGAAAGUCACCGACUCGACGUUGGUGAUUUUUUCGAUUUCAUAAAAAAUACGAUAUCAUCCUGAAUUAUAUAAAAAGAAAAGAUUGGAUUUAUCUCUAGCCCGUUUGUGUGUGCGUGUGUGUGUGUGUUUUUUUUAUCUUCAUCCUACGAAUUACUUCUUUCGAUGUACAGUAACUUCCUAUUACGCUGAUAAAUUAUACGCUAUCCUACGUAAUUAUUUAAUUUAUUCUCGACUUGCUGCUAAGUCACGAAACCAAUAUAGACACAUAUCAGUUGUAAAUAAACGACCGAGGAGCACGUUGCCAGCAACGUGUUUUCUCGACAUCGUACUAACUAUAAAUAUCACUUUGUUUAACCGUUAAGUCAUUUUUCUCUUUUUCUUUUUUUUUUUUAUUAUUCAAACUAUCGAAUCUCUGCACCGACGUUUCCCCUUUCGUUCUAGGCUCGGGACAUUUGUGUAACUCUUCGUUUUUCUCCGCGCGCAAGACGACUGCUUGAUUAUAUUAGUCGUCCGAUUACCAGUAUUAGCGACUUGUAUCAAUAACUCUGUACAAUAAAUUUUUUACGGACACUUUAACUUCUUUAUUGCGACGUUUCUUUUCAGCGUAGGAUAUCGGAACGUUAUAAAAUUACAUUAAUAUAUUGCACACUUUUUACACGCGUACGCACGCGAUUAUUACGUUCGCGCGAUCGUUCUUUGGCCGCGUGAACAAUCAGUCGCGCGGUUUUACAAUUGACACUUAAAUACUAGACGAGCUUCUUU